UCCACCACAUGCCAGGCCCAAGCCAUGCCCGUUUUGCCAGGGCAUAGAGUGCUCGACAGACAGGUAGCUUCCACUUAACUAACUGGAUGGCUCGAUAGUGGACAGAACAGAGUUCGAUCAGCUCGGCGUGCUUUCGAUACACACCGUCCUUUGGUACCGGUAGUGUGCUCUGCCUGCAACCCUCAUCGACUUUAGACCGGUCGGUUUAACUUUUUCGUAUUCUCCUUUAACGUACGACCGAAACGUUGUUUGCUCGCGAUAUUGUGGGAUCAGUUACGAAGAAGAGUUGUACAGUGAUUCCGUUACACACCCGGGACCAGUUUUGAAAAAGGACUACCGUCGUUCUCCAACGAAUAUCAACGCUGCAGACCGAGUACUUGGGUUACUUAAACGAUUUUAAUCCACUACUACGAAUCCCGAAUAAAGGAGGAGAGUUUUGUUCCUGCCGUUCACAGUGAUCGACACAACUCCAAAUUUUCAUUCAUAAAGAUUUACGUAAAUACGACAACGUUUACGAGGAUUGGUGGACUUCCAGUGUCUUCAUAGGUGGAAAAGACUAUAAAAUACAGUGACUUAUCCGCUACGGCACUGAUAUCAAGAGGAUCGCAUUCCGGAAGUAAAGGCUAAAGAAAUACGCAAACGUAAUGUUCUAACCAUCUCAGCAUUUGUCCUUCCAUAACUAGUCGAACCAUCUUCAAACAACCAAUAUGGUUCCGAGAAGAAACAUGAAAGCUUACGUCUUCCUCACAAUCUUAGUGACGACAUCCGCCUUCUCAGUGUCCUAUGUGCCUCAAGCAAAAGGUAGAAAAUUGUUCGGUGGAUACAGGAUAGUUCCCAAAGUAUGCCAACCCACACACCCAUCCAGGAUUGUUUCAAACGAACCAGCCGUUUGCAUGUUCAAUCAUGAGUGCACACGAAGAAGCGGCGAAGUUGUUGGUGCAUGUAUGGAUGGAUUUCUGUUCGGCGCUUGCUGCCAGUUGCCUGCCGAACGACCAGCUGAUGAAUUAUAUGAGACUGGCCCGAGCACCGCAGGACUUCAGAAUAUCUACGAAAUCGAUCACGUUCCCGAUAUCCCGAUUCUUUUGAAUCCUGACGGAACUCCAAUGGGGAUAGUACCUUCACAAGCUGCCAGUCAAGGACAAAAUAGUCAACCAACUGUCGUAGAUGGUUCCGACAUAAGAAGACCAGACAUACCAACACUCUCAGAAGUUCUUGGAGCUGGAGGAAAUAUGAAUGUUAAAAUUUCGACGUUUGGACCACCUUCGUCAACCUUUCAUCAUGCAAGCAGUACUCAAGAUAAAACACAAAUUCCUCAAGUUGACGUCAGUCAUCUUGAAUCUGACUUUUCUGCUCUGUUGCACCAGCAAAGUAACUUGGACGAUUUGCGACUACCUGGACUAAUCACCCAUUCAGCUUCCAACAAUAAUAUUCAGGAUAAUCAAGACCCAGAGGACGUGGACACUGUAACGACCUUCUUGAAUCCUGAUCAAGUCCUACAGAUUGCUGAUCCGGUUGAUCAAUUGCCUGUUUUGUUUUCUCAGGGAAUUGGUAACAACAAUCAUUCAAGUCCCGAUACGAUAUUACUGAAUGAGAAUGGCAGCCUAUUUACCGAAAAUUAUAAUCCUGACGACCUCUUCAUACCGGGAUCUAUUUCAUUGUCAAGGCCUAACGGUGGAACUGAUCAGUCAAAUAUCCACAGGCCAAACACUCAGGAGUUAUCUGACAUAAUGAAGCAAAAAGUUGAAGAAGUUACUCAGAAGGUAGAAGCUUUGACUCAGAAGAUCGCAGCCGAAAUGGAGUCGUCUCUGACUCCAUCGAUCGCUCACGGCAUUUCAACCAAUAAGGUUCCCACGGUGACCGAAAGACCCAACAAUGCGCAACAAAUGUCGUCUGUAACUUACGAAUUGUAUUCUCUUCCUUCAAGACCACAGGGACCAAACGCAAAUCCACCUGGGCUGGGGAAUGAAAGACCUGUCACAGUCCAUAGUACCUCAACAAUAAACAGUAAUUUGUUGAAAGCAUCGUCAAAAUCUCCGGAAGAAGAGCACUUCGUCACAGGGACAAACGAAAUAACGUCAGAAAAGAAUACGAAGUAUAUUUCAACGAUGAAGAAUGGUCCUACCACUCCAAUGUCACCAACAACGUAUGCACAAGAAGAUGAGCUGAUUAGAGUCCCAACAAUCUCAUACGACACCCAAUCUGGGAACAAAAAACACGACGUUCUUGACCACGAAGAAAAUUCGAUUAAUCACAUCUUAUCAAUGCUCAACGAUAGUAACCCAAGCCCAGAACCUGAACCCCUUCCCGAGCCCAAUUCCCAUCCUGACCCCCAUGACGACGAUUCUGGUAUACAAACAUGGGUGAGCAUCGAUGGCACGUCCGUCGGACCACCAGAAAUCAAGUUUCCCUCUGUUCGUCCAUCUGCUAGGCCUGAUGCAACAACAGUCACUUUUCCAUACACUUUUUAUAAACCCAAUCAAGGUUCGGUGUAUUACGACUACGAGGGCACUCAACAUGCCGAUAAUCCUGACAAAGCGGAUACUCACGAUACUCCUAUGAAGAUUUAUACACCGAUUUCUUCAACUCAGGGAACGUACAGCACUGGUUCAUCGACUCAAGAUAUAUAUUCAAACAGACCAUCUACCAAUCCACCCGCGCCAACUGUAAUCGUUUUGGGUCCCUUGGGAAAUGAAUAUGUUACGAAAGGUGACCAUAAAACACCUCCGCGACGGCCCCCGACCACCGCCGAGCCUGUUGCUUCAAAAAAACCGGCCUUUUCAACAACUAUAACGCACAACAUAAACACGGUCAUAUCGACUAACAACAUGGAGUCCAAUAAUACAAGAGUAGUAUCUUCCAGUUACAUAAGCGUUGAUUUGAAAGACGGUGCCACGAGUACAAAGCCGGUCGUCGUCAACAGUGAGACCACUGUCAAACCAGCGGAAACACCUCAAAGUGUGAGGCCGACGGUUCACCAAGCGGUUAACUCUGAGAGACCGGAUUCAACGGUUUAUUACGAAAUCGAGACCAAAAAACCUCCAAUAUCACCCGUAACUCUUUCCACAUGGUCAGAGAAGCCAGCUUUCCAUCUUAAACCGUCAUACACUCAGCCUGGUGCUGGGCCUGUCGCCUGGCCCCAGGAAACUAUAAUUGCACACAACCCAAUAAUCUUUAAAGAUCCGAUCUUCGUAAAUAACGAAGGAAUUGCUACACCAGUGAGCCCGGAAGACGAGACAACGGCUCCCGAUGAUUUCAAUAAUUUCCCACCAGUCAGGAAUCCUAACCUAAACAUGUCUGUUCCGUCCUCGCAACAGGAAAAACCCACGAUUGUUGAAACGUUCAAUCAAACUUUCUAUCCCGAUUUCCAGAACAUUGACGAGAAUGAUAUCCCAACGCCAGCCUUUAUCGAUGACGAUGCUCUAGGAAACAAGGUUGAUGUCUUUGUCAAUAAAAUUGUUGAGUCGCUUCAGGAUAACUUCGAUGACAUGGGUGAUUUAGUUUACAAGAAAAAGACAAACACGACAACGCAAAGUCCUGCUCAACCUACAGUUACUCAAAAACCACCCGUCACCGUCACCACGAAGAAGCCAAUUCGUAGACCAACAGUUUCGUCAUCAACGUCGCCCACUAAGAAGCCGACACCCACUAAACGACCGCCAACACGCUUGUCGACGACAACCCAGAAGACUGUGACUGUUUCCACCAAACCUACUCGACCUCUAAAAGUGUCGACGACUAAACCGAAGCCAGCUACACUAAGUGCUACAACUACAAAACCACCACAAACCGUCAGCAAGAGGCCAAAACCAGUGAGGAAGCCAACUGUGCCUACUAUCUCAAAUACGGAAGUCAGUUCCAUAGAAACUGAAAGGCCUGUAGUGAGUUCUACCGAAAUAACCGCCAGCAGUCAUAAACCAAAUUAUGCAAGAGAUUGCGGCGUUAGGCCGUUGAUGAAAACAGGGAGAAUCGUUGGCGGAAAAGCGGCUAAGUUUGGCGAAUGGCCCUGGCAAGUUCUUGUACGUGAGGCAACUUGGCUGGGGUUGUUCACAAAAAAUAAAUGUGGCGGUGUACUUAUCACUAACAAAUAUGUCACCACCGCUGCCCACUGUCAACCAGGAUUCCUGGCCUCACUUGUGGCAGUACUCGGCGAGUUUGAUAUCACCGGCGAACACGAGACAAAGCACAGCGUAUCUCGGAACGUUAAACGAGUUAUUGUUCACCGUAACUACGACCCAGCAACCUUCGAAAAUGAUUUGGCUAUUCUGGAAAUGGAAACACCAGUUGUAUUCGAUACGCACAUAGUUCCGAUCUGCAUGCCAGAUGACGGCGCAGACUUUACUGGGAGAAUGGCCACAGUCACUGGGUGGGGGAGACUUAAAUACAACGGCGGAGUUCCUUCCGUUCUACAAGAGGUCGAAGUGCCGAUUAUGGAAAAUGCAGUCUGUCAAGAGAUGUUCCAGACCACUGGUCAUCCGAAACUCAUUCGUGAAAGCUUUUUGUGCGCAGGUUACGCCAAUGGACAAAAGGAUUCCUGUGAGGGUGACAGUGGCGGACCCCUGAUGCUACAACGUUCCGACGGCAGGUGGGAAUUGGCAGGGACUGUUUCCCACGGUAUCAAGUGCGCUGCUCCCUAUCUUCCUGGUGUUUACAUGAGAACAACUUUCUUCAAGCCAUGGCUACAUAGUAUUACUGGUGUCUGAAGCUAAAACCCCAAAGUAGAUCAGCUCAAACAUUGCGGGUAGUAGCAAUACCGUUCGACUGUCUCAAUUUUGAGCUUGAAUUUCAAAGUAUGUUAAUUCUCAAUUGUUACUCCUUCGUUUCUAACGACGUCAAUGUGCUUGACUGUAUUUCGACUGACUCCCGAUCACUCUUUCCCUUGGCUCACUUACGUGACGUCGAACGAGUAGAAGAGAGCGAAUGUUCAAU
Molecule: messenger RNA, 4926 nt
Organism: Diprion similis
Lineage: Eukaryota; Metazoa; Arthropoda; Insecta; Hymenoptera; Diprionidae
Gene: flz
Product: serine protease filzig
Exons: 7
Coding region: 708-4700 (1330 amino acids)
Biological process (GO): proteolysis
Molecular function (GO): serine-type endopeptidase activity
Source: RefSeq, a predicted model, not a curated record